This is a messenger RNA of Pyrus x bretschneideri (Chinese white pear), 2262 nucleotides long. RefSeq names its product monosaccharide-sensing protein 2-like. The transcript has 5 exons. Gene Ontology annotation, biological process: transmembrane transport. Gene Ontology annotation, molecular function: myo-inositol:proton symporter activity. Lineage: Eukaryota; Viridiplantae; Streptophyta; Magnoliopsida; Rosales; Rosaceae. Bases 1 to 2262 code for a protein of 753 amino acids. Gene Ontology annotation, cellular component: membrane. The record is from RefSeq and is a predicted model, not a curated record.
AUGCGGGGAGCUGUUUUUGUAGCCAUUGCUGCUGCAAUAGGAAACUUGUUGCAAGGAUGGGACAAUGCAACCAUUGCAGGGGCUGUGCUUUACAUCAAAAGGGAAUUUAAGUUGGAAAGCCAACCGACGAUCGAAGGGCUAAUAGUAGCCAUGUCUUUGAUUGGUGCCACUGUCAUCACAACAUUUUCAGGACCAGUUUCAGACUCGCUCGGAAGACGUCCAAUGCUGAUAAUUUCAUCAGUUUUAUAUUUUCUCAGUGGUUUGGUAAUGCUAUGGGCUCCAAAUGUCUAUGUUCUUCUAUUGGCAAGGCUACUAGAUGGGUUUGGGAUUGGACUAGCCGUUACUCUUGUCCCUGUCUACAUUUCUGAAACUGCCCCACCCGAAAUCAGAGGGCUACUUAAUACUCUCCCACAGUUUACUGGUUCUGGAGGGAUGUUUUUUUCAUACUGCAUGGUGUUUGGUAUGUCACUGAUGGAUGCCCCUAGUUGGAGAUUGAUGCUUGGGGUUCUUUCUAUUCCCUCCUUGCUGUAUUUUGGAUUGACUGUGUUUUACUUGCCUGAGUCUCCACGGUGGCUCGUUAGUAAGGGAAGAAUGGCUGAGGCUAAGAAAGUUCUGCAGAGACUACGCGGACGGGAAGAUGUUGCAGGUGAGAUGGCUUUGCUGUUUGAGGGACUUGGAGUUGGAGGGGAAGCAUCAUUGGAAGAGUACAUAAUUGGCCCAGCCAAUGAGGGCGGUGAGGGCCAGGAAAUGGCUUCAGAUAAAGAUCAAAUAAGGCUGUAUGGACCGGAGGAUGGGAGGGCUUCGAUGCUUGGAGGGAGGGCUUCAAUGAUUGCGAAAUCUGUCACAGGACAAGCCAAUCUUGGCUUGGUGUCACGACAAGGAAGCUUGUUGAAUCCGAAUGUGCCUUAUGUGGAUCCACUUGUUACUCUAUUUGGCAGUGUCCAUGAGAAGCUGCUUCCCGAAAACACAGGUAGUAUGCGCAGCCUUCUUAAUUUGCCUAACAUGGGCAGCAUUCUCAACAUGGGCAGUGUGCUAAAUGUGGUGCCGCCUGAAAGCCAAGACAAGAUGGAGAAUUGGGAUUUGGAGGGGGAUGGAAAUGCAGCUGAUUUCGAUGACAAUGUUCGAAGGCCAUUGCUCUCAGGUCAAAAAUCAGCGAGUAUGGUAAAUGACAUGAUGCCUAGAAAGUCCAGUAGCUUCUUUGGCAUGAGGCGCAAUAGCAGCCUCAUGCCGGGGACUAGUGGUGAAGCUGUGAGUAGUAUGGACAUUGGCGGUGGCUGGGCAUUGGCUUACAAAUACUCUGAGAAGGUUGGCAAAGAUGGAAAAAAGACAGAAGAGUACCAAAGAGUCUAUCUGCACCAGGAGGGUGCACUUGAGUCUCGACGAGGCUCAAUGCUUUCAGUUGCUGCCGGUCCUGAAAUGGCUCAAGAAGGCGAAUAUUUUCAAGCUUCUGCUCUGGUUAGCCAACCUUCUCUAAUUUCCAAGAGGAACCAACUGAGCCAGCAUCGCGGAGAAGGAAAGACUGAGACCCAGGACACUAUUGUUGAAGGAUCCGUUUGGAAGGAUCUCUUAGAACCAGGAGUUAAGCGUGCAUUGUUCGUCGGGGUGGCAAUUCAAAUUCUUCAGCAGUUCUCCGGCAUAAAUGGGGUUCUUUAUUACACUCCCCAAAUUCUUGAGCAAGCAGGGGUGGCAAUUCUCCUAUCGGAUUUAGGCCUUAGUUCCACCUCUUCAUCUAUUCUCAUAAGUGCUCUCACAACCCUAUUGAUGCUUCCGUCUAUUGGCAUUGCCAUGAGACUAAUGGAUACUUCUGGCAGAAGGUCGCUGUUGCUGACUACAUUACCGGUACUAACCGGCACCCUCCUAGUACUAAUUUUCGGACAACUUGUCCAUUUGGGUUCAGUUGUCAAUGCAACAAUUUCUACCAUCAGCGUUGUGGUCUACUUCUGCACCUUUGUCAUGGGGUUCGGACCAAUCCCUAACAUCCUUUGCUCGGAGAUCUUCCCGACUCGGGUUCGUGGCAUGUGCAUUGCCAUAUGUGCCCUGACAUUUUGGAUUGGAGACAUCAUUGUGACUUACACACUGCCUAUCAUGCUCACGUCGAUUGGCCUUGCUGGUGUUUUUGCUAUAUAUGCUGUUGUGUGCACCAUUUCUUGGGUGUUUGUUUUCUUAAAGGUGCCAGAAACAAAAGGAAUGCCCUUAGAAGUUAUCUCUGAGUUCUUUUCUGUGGGUGCAAAGCAGGCAGAAAUUGAUGAAAAGUUGACUUGA